Messenger RNA from Cyclopterus lumpus (lumpfish), 1180 nucleotides. RefSeq names its product stanniocalcin 1, like (gene stc1l). Gene Ontology annotation, molecular function: hormone activity. The coding region runs from base 88 to 870 and encodes 260 amino acids. The transcript is spliced from 5 exons. The record is from RefSeq and is a predicted model, not a curated record. Gene Ontology annotation, biological process: intracellular calcium ion homeostasis. Gene Ontology annotation, cellular component: extracellular region. NCBI's taxonomy places the organism in Eukaryota, Metazoa, Chordata, Actinopteri, Perciformes, Cyclopteridae.
CACGAGGCCCUGAUAUAAGUACGGGACCAGCAGGAGGACUGGAUAAACUGAACCAGGACCAGCUCCCUUCCUCCUCACAGACACACCAUGCCGUCCGGCUCCGCUCCGCUCUUCUUCCUCGUCCUCCUCUUCCUCGGCCUCCUGGGCUCCGCCUCGGGCUUCGAGCUGCUGCCGGAGGAGGCCGCUCCCCGGCGGGCUCGGUUCUCUGCAAACAGCCCGACUGAUGUGGCCAGAUGUUUGAACGGAGCCGUCGCCGUCGGCUGUGGAUUCUUCUCUUGUCUGGAAAACUCAACCUGCGACACCGACGGGAUGCACGAGAUCUGUGAGCUCUUCCUCCAAUCAGCUGCGACCUUCAACACAGAGGGGAAGACCUUCGUGAAGAAGAGUCUUCACUGCAUCUCUCAAGGAAUCUCCUCCAAGAUUUUUCAAACAAUCCGCCGCUGCAACAUCUUCCAGAGGAUGAUCGCUGAGGUGCAGGAAGAGUGUUACAGCAGUCUGGACAUCUGCACUGUGGCUCGAACCAACCCUGACGCCAUCGGAGAGGUGGUGCAGGUUCCCACUCACUUCCCCAACAGGUACUACAGCACUCUGCUGCAGACGCUGCAGGUCUGCGACGAGCAGACGGUGGCGACGGUGAGGACCGGCCUCGUGGCCCGUUUGGGUCCCGACAUGGAGACCUUCCUCCAGCUGGUCCAGAGCAAACCGUGCGCCGCCGGCUCCGGCUCCGCCGCGUUCAACAACCCGUCCAGCUGGAGGAACAUGCCCGUGUUCAACGUCCAGCCGGGCUUCAGGGGCCGAGACCCCACCCACCUGUUCGCCAGGAAGAGGUCUGUGGACGACGUGGAGGCGGGGGUCCGAGCGGAGCAGUAGGCCACACCUGCAGAUGAAUAAUAUGCAGCUUUAGAUGGUGAUUUGGGGUCAUAACUACUUAUUAUUAUGAUUAUUUAGGGUGAUUUGCUCAGAUAAUUUAUAUUUAUUUUCUUAAACAAGUUAAUUUAUGAGGCGGCUCUAUUUAACGUAGUGGGUGGGGCAGGUCCUGGAGAUGCUCCCACGCUGGCCGGGGGGGCGUCCUCAUGUCUCCUGCUGGUCUGAGAUCACUUUAUGAGUUUGUGUGUUUGAGUUAUUGGAACAUUAAAGUCGACUCGGCUGCUUUGUGUUAGAAAUAAAUGAUGUCAUAUGA